Messenger RNA from Dreissena polymorpha, 3539 nucleotides. RefSeq lists its product as uncharacterized. The transcript has 5 exons. Lineage: Eukaryota; Metazoa; Mollusca; Bivalvia; Myida; Dreissenidae. The record is from RefSeq and is a predicted model, not a curated record. Bases 895 to 2436 code for a protein of 513 amino acids.
UAAUAUAACUUGAACACCGCCUGAAGGGAGGAACUGCAAACUAAAGCAUUUUUAAAGGCUUCAAAUAAAAUCGUUUACAGACCGUUUUGUGGGCCGCUUUGAUGUUCAAAUUUCGCUUUAAUUGUUGAAACUUUCAAAGAACGAAAAUGACUUACAUACAUUAGUUUCGUUUCGAUAUAAGUUUACUGCUCUGCGGAAUGGAUCGUAAAAGAUAGGAAACUAUUUCAAAAUGUCAAUGGAUUAAAUUAGACGUUAGUAAAUGUUCGCAAAGGAAAUUGUAUCGUCUACGAGGAUAAAGUAAUAAUAACCUGCAAAGAGAGCUGUAUCAGUUGUGUUCGUCGCAUAAGAUGCUUUCCACGCCGGUGACUGGGGUCAUUUGAGUGUCUCGUCGUGCCAGCCUCGUGCUACUAGACGCUACCAAGUACAUCGAAUUACUUAAGUAAAUUUAGGACAAAAAACAUGCUUCACAGAAUUAUAGAUGAAAGCAUUGGACGAAUACGAAACAGACAAUAGUAUAUUGGUAUACAAAUAUGCACGUGAUAUCAAAACGGGAUUAGAAUCUGCCUACGAGCGAGUGCGUGCAGUUUUGAUAAUGGAUGAUCCUAGAGUGACAGGAUCUCGGAGAUUUCGACGCUUGACAGGACCGGAAGUCCAAUUUUGCCCAAGACAGACUGGUUUUAAAUAUUUAUGAAAAACGAGUGUCGGGGGGAUUGAGCUAGUCCAAUUUGGGUGAUUGCAGACGGAUUUUCCAAACUUGGGAAUUUUCGAAGAGACUUUUGUCUUCAACUGAAAUUAGUUGACGCAUUUUGUUCAAAUUGUUUCUGGAUUUAAAUCUUGAAAUAUUAAAGAACUGUGAAAAGUGUUUUCACCGAACAAAAUAAAGUUCAAAGAAAAAUGGAUCUUAAAACAUUAAGACAUGAAAUUCUGACAUUCGGAAUGAUUCUUCUUCUCUUGACUGGUUCCACAAAUUCCGCACCAAAUAAGUGCACUUUGCGUGGUCAAAUCCACACCAGCCUGGAAUGGUACGGGUACUUACUCCAAAAAACUUUUCAACAGAACGUCAGCCUUAUUGAAUACGCAAUUUCGUACCCAGUGGGCGAAUGUUGCGCGAACAUGUUAAUAUACUACGACGACCAGAUGAGGACACUUUCAAAAGAUAUGACAUGUCCGGAAAGGGAGAAAAUCUUGUCGACUCCAAAUCAGGUCAUUCCAUUGAACGUCAAAAACGAAACGGUCGGCUGCGUGCGCCGCCACCUCCGCGGACAGGAAGUCGUAUGGUGCGUGGGAGAACGGACGCUCAAAUCGACAUCGCCGCGCGCUUGGUACGUCGCAUUGAGCCGCUGCGGCGCAGCCAACACCCCAAUCACAUUCGAGUACGAGUUUAACGUAACAGGUUUCUAUGGAAACUGCGAGGACGACCCUCUUGAUAAAACUUUCAUACCUGCGAAAGAAGAGGUCACGACGAAUUCAACUGGUGUUCAUCUGGCGAUCGCUCUCGGCGUCGUUGCCGGCGUAGCCAUAAUCGUCGCCGUUGUGUUUAUCGUACUUUUUGUAAUCAGUAAACGACAACUGGCGCAGAAGCCGAAGACGAGCGGCUCAGUGACAUCAUCGCAAGCGACAAUGACGCAGGACAUUUUCUACGUCAAUCCCUCCCUCUCCGACCGAGAGCAUUCCCAUUCGGAUUCCCAGUACAGCCGUUCGAGUUCAGAAAAUUAUUAUGAAGUCAUCCCCGACCGCCGGAGCUACGAAAGCAUCAACACCCAGCUGGCGCUCCACGGUGGCCGAACUCUAAAUAUCACCGGUAUACCACGCGAUCCCCGCGCGCGAAUCCCGUCCUACAUUUUCGAGGACGUGCCGCCGCCACCAUAUCAGCCUCCUCACGGUCAAGGCCAAGGUCACGGUGGUCAAGGUCACGCGCAUCAGGGAUCAAACUCGUCGGGUCAUCAUUCUCAAGGGUCCGGAUCCGGUCAUCCGCUUCUGGGAACCCAGAGUCCCUAUUCAGGAGGCGGGCUUCAUCACAUUCCGCUGCAGACGAGAUUUAUACCAAUCACCACUGCCCAGGGGUUGAGUGGCCCAGUCACUAUGGCUACAACGCGCGUUCCGUUGCAUAGCAACUUAAACGGACCCAUUUCGUCUGGAAUCAGCAGUUCCGGUGUGCAGACGACAAGUUUUAACACCACAUCCGGCGGCGCAUGCGCGGACCGCGAUGAUGCGCACAAUGGCGGAAUAACAACUUCCGCCGGGGGACUAAACUCUCAUGGGAAUAACGCGGUCUCGAGAACACAAAUGAAUGACAUGACCCAUCCUGUGACGUCACAAAAUGGUGGCCAAAUGCAAAAUGGCGGAACACUUGGUCGGUACACUUUUCAUAACACAAAUCAAGGAAAGCUUUUAAACCACAAUUAUAGAAUUCAGCAGUUUGAAACUACUGCGUAGCGUAAUUUAGAUUUAUCACCUGUGUUUUAGUGUUAAAGUUAAUGUUGUCAUGAAACUGACGUUAUAAACGAAGUUGAUUGUUAAAGAAUUUUAUUUCAAAUAAAUUGUGUGUGUAUUAGUCUUUGCUUGCUAUGAAAGUUGUUGAUGUCGUUAUUGUUAUUUAUAGAGUUUGAUUUUCAACAUAUGGAUUCAUGAUCAAAACGAGCAAGUGUUUAAGUACAUGUAUUGUAUUGCAAGUAGUAAAUGCUUCUGCUAUAUUUAUUUUGCUAUGUACAAUGCAGCGCUAGUUGUAGUAUGGCAUUUUACAGUCCUAUUUACCGAUAGGUGUCUGUAACUUUAAGCAUUUUUCCAAACAUUUCUUGUUCUUUCGUUUUCGGUCAAGUUGUGUCUGUUAUUUCAAAACUUAAAAACGUGAACUUGCAUUUAUAUGUUAUUUUCUUGUAUCUUUACCAAAUGCAUUUGUAUAUAUAAUAUCCAACAUAAGAAAUUCUGAUCAAUAUUGAUCAAACAUCAAGGAACUGUUUUCUUUAUCAAUUAAUGAUUUCACUUUUAUAUGCUUAAUGCUUCUAGGAUGUGUUCAAAAUGAUUUUGUGUUGUUUAUGAAGUCAUUGAUGUUAAAACAAUAACAUGAAAUGUUUAAUCGGAUACAUUUGAAAGCGUUUCCCAAAUGUAUCGCAUUUAAACACUAAGUCUGCACAUUAUUAUAUAUUAUGUAUUAAGUACGAACGCUAAACGGGAUAUUGUAUUCCGUAGUUCGAGUUUACUAUAGAAAGAUAUAUAUUCUAUUUGUAAAGUAUUUAUUUAAGACACAAGUGAUUUUACAAUGACACAACAUAGUUGUACACAAAUACAAAUACACAGGCGGAGUCGUAUGAUCCAUACGUCUAUGAACUGGUAGGUCUCCAUAACAAAUACAAAUUCAAUAAGAGCUUAAAUAACAUGCUACGUGUCUGUCUUUUGCGGCUUCUUUUUUGCCAAAAUGUGCUAUUUUGUAUAAAAUGUAGUUUUUUUAUUGUCUAAUGGAAACAUUAUUUAAAACCGUUGGAUUUUAUGAUUUAUAGUGUUUGUAUAAAUAUGACGUUGAAAUUAAAAAAUGUGCAAUC